Molecule: messenger RNA, 1961 nt
Organism: Corticium candelabrum
Lineage: Eukaryota; Metazoa; Porifera; Homoscleromorpha; Homosclerophorida; Plakinidae
Product: TNF receptor-associated factor 3-like
Exons: 7
Coding region: 76-1836 (586 amino acids)
Biological process (GO): tumor necrosis factor-mediated signaling pathway; regulation of apoptotic process; protein K63-linked ubiquitination
Molecular function (GO): protein binding; zinc ion binding
Source: RefSeq, a predicted model, not a curated record
UGCUAGUUAUGCAAUCUUAGCAGUAGAUAGACGAUUGGAUGACAAAUUACGUCCCUUUUGUCAUCUGUACGUGUCAUGGUCGACACGACGUCGACCACCGCGUCGUUGGAGGGUGUAGGUUCGGAUGAUCAAAACGAUGACGACGACGACGACGACAUAUCAAGAGCGAGUCUACAUGGUGUCGGCUUGGCGUCAGAGCUGCGUUACGACUACGCAGAUUCGGUUAACGACCUGCGAUGUGCCAGGUGUCGUGAAGUACUACAAGGGGAAGUCGUUCAGGCCGUUUGUGGGCAUAGGAUUGACAGCUACUGUUACAAGCAGAUCAUGCUCAACUGCAAUCAACCGAGCUGUCCUGCCUGUGAUACAGUUUUGGAUGCAAAAAAGUGUUGGCGAGACGUAUUUGCUGAGAAACAGCUUGCAAUUAUUUGCAUCUACUGUCCGGCUAGAAAGCAAGGCUGUCAAUGGAUCGGAAGGAAAAUAUUAGCUAAUGAGCAUGUGUCCACCUGCGCAUACAUUCUUAGAGAAUGUCCGAACGGCUGCAAACAACUCAUUAGUCGCUCACGACUAGCACAGCACCUCCAAGAGCUGUGUGAGUUGAGUGUGGUGCAAUGUCGGCUAUGCAAUGAGACAAUUAGACAUGAAGAGGAACAGCGACAUUUGUCUACCGUGUGCACCAAGCAACCAGUGAAAUGUCAUAACAACUGUAGCAGUUCCGGAUUAAUGUUGCCACGAGACGAGCUUGAAGAUCAUUUGAAAGUGUGCAGCAAACGAGUUACCGCUUGCCCAAUAGAUAACUGCCACAAAGAGAUGAACCCAGAUGAGAUUGAGCAACAUUGCGAAAAUUCAGUUACAGAACACAUCAGCUGCGUAAAUGAUGGCUACAACGCACUCAAGACAAUGGUUGACUCCAUGAGAGUAUCCCUAGAGGACCAAGCGCGAAAGGUGCGACAACAGCUAGACAAUGAACAAAGUAGAUUACAAGCACUGAGUGAGAGUACUAGGAAAUCAGAAGAAGGGAUGAGUGAAUUAUUGACUUACACAAAGAUUGCCCAACAGCAGACAUUAGAACAAUGCUAUCAUUCAGUCGAUGGUCUGCAGAAGCACAUCAAGGAGAACGUGUCUGCACUUGAAAAACUGAUGACACCACUCACAGAGAAGCUAAUCAAGAUGGAAGAGAUCGUUUCAAUGCAAGAUAUUAAAAUCAGACAAUGUGAAAGUGACUUGAGAUCGAGGAGGGAAUCAGAUGGAGUCAGUCAAGCAUCACAGCGACAGUUCAAUGCACACGACAAGGUAAUCUCAACUCACGAAGUCAAACUAUCAGAACACUCUCUCAGAAUCGACAUGCUGGAUUGCAAGAGCACGAGUGGUGUACUACUAUGGAAGAUCAGUGACACGAGGAGACGACAAAGAGAUGCAGUGAGCGGCAAGACAUUAUCCAUCUACUCUCAGCCAUUCUACACAUCACCAAACGGAUACAAGAUGUGUGCACGAAUGUUUCUCAAUGGAGAUGGAAUGGGACGAGGCACACAUCUGUCUCUAUUUUUCGUUUUGAUGAGAGGAGAGUACGAUGGACUUCUACCAUGGCCGUUUCAACACAAAAUCACUCUUGUACUGCUUAAUCAGAAUGGUGGCCGACACAUCGCAGAUACAUUUCGACCGGAUCCAUCUUCUUCUUCAUUUAUGAGACCAAAGAACGACGUAAAUGUGGCGAGUGGUUGCCCAUUGUUUACACCCUUAGCAACACUGGAUCAGGAUGGCUACAUACUGAAUGACAGCAUGUUCAUUAAGAUCAUUGUCGACACAGCAAGUGCCUUUAGACCAGAUGCAAGACACUAAUAUCUGAACACAAAAAUCUAAUUUUUAAUUUUUUAAAUUUAUUAAUUUAAAAAAAGUAAAAAUUAGUGUUAACGGGCACUUUUUUGUAGCCAUCGUUGUUGAGAAUUCAAAAUAAAAAUUUGAAA